AUAAUUAUGUACAUUAUAUAUAUUGAAAUCCUAUAUGUUGCAAAGCGCCAAGAGAGCAAAUGAAAUAUCGAAAUUUCUGCACGGUACGAGUUCUGCAAAAACACGAGUAAUUCAAAUACAAUAUACGGAACUCAUUCUCACAUUUCCACUAAAAAUUAUUAGAUAUCCUCUUCUGCUGGCACGUGGCAUUAAAAAUAAUCGCAUGUUUUUUUUCUAUUUUUGUAACGAUUAAAACUGGGAUUUUAUUAUCAAAUUAACGUAAUUAAAUUUAUAUUAAAUUACUUUCUCGGAAUUCGAAUUUGUGCGUGUAAUUUUGUUACUUAUUGUGUGUGUGUGUGUGUAUUAAGUAACGAUUUAGUUGAUUGCAUAUAUACUAUAUUACAUGCUAUUGGCAAUGAAGACCAUAGUGAGAAUUUUUUUAUCUCGUUCGUAGAAUGCAGUUCGUAUUUGCCUGCACGUGUGCCGCGAUUGCGUGUAAUAUUCUCGCUGAGAAUGCAAUUUAUGAUUAUGAACCUCGUUGCAUUGCAGUUACGAUGUUAAUUGCACUCCCACUGCUGUUACACGCACAUUAUCCUCUGCUUUGUACGAUGCACUUCGAGAACUGUGCUUCUUAUUAAAAAUUUUGUAACUGGGUCGAAAACUGUCGUAAAUGGGUACAGCUGUCGCUGCUUUUCGAAGAGUUCGUCCUGCAAAUCGUUUUCAAACUUACGUCUCUUUCUUUAUCAAAUGAAUGUGGAGACAUACUUUCCUUGACGGAGACUUCUACGAUUACUUGGUGAAUAAAAUUUUUCAAUAUUACGCAAUUUUAAAAUAGUAGUAUUUUUAUCAGACCUGCUUUAAACAUGUUUGAAAACAUAUCGUGAGUUCUCAUAUAUAGAGCUUUUUAUCUCUUUUAUUUUCAUUUCAUCUAUCGAUGUCUCGGAAGAAAUAGCUCUAUCAUUCUUCAUACGCGCAGAAAUAACGACCUGCUUCUCAGAGCCGUGGGGAACGAUUGCUGAAAUUUACAUAUCUGGCCUGAAAAUUCUCCAGAGAAUCUGAAACUUGUGAAUUGUGGAGUGUCUCGGGUUUCAAAGACCAUUAAAGUGACAAAGAAUGUCUGUCUAUAGAAUUUAAUUAAUUCUUUAAAUUACUCGGUUUUAGGUCAUUCUCAGGUCUCCUAAUUGCGUCAAUUUUUAUUUAUUUAUUUAAAUUGAUCAAUAACCAGUUGAACGGUUUACAGAGUACAUUUCGCUUAAAUAUAAAAUUUAAUAAAUAAAACGGAAUCUGUUGAUAUUUUUUCGAUGCAAUUCAUAAAUAGUCAACUAAGUGAAUAAACGUUCCAAUGAUUAUUAAUUGCUGUAAAUCAAAAUUUAUCAAUUAUUCAUCCAAAUCCAUCUGUUCGUUGUAAUCAUGCCUCACCUAUUGCGGUAGUUUUCAAUUACAUCAAAUAAUUAACAAGCUCCAUCAAUUCUCCAAAUGAUCGCCCCUGCAAAUGCAGGAAAUUAAUUCAGCCAUCGCUUUAAACAGAUUUCACUGCAAUGCUAAACGAAUUACUUCAUCUUGCUACGGCAGACACGGUAUAUUACGCAUCUAAUAUCUACCGCGCUUUAGCUAUUUGUUCUUGAAAAUCACGUGUGAUUCCAUUACGACAUUCCAUCUCUGCGCGAAUUGUCGGAAGGUAGAGUCAACCCCUCGGAUUCGCACAUUCCUCUGCUGCUUCUCACCUCGUCGAACGCGCUCAUAUAUGACUUUUUAAUGCACCUCCACAAAACAUGCGCGUCCUCGCGCACUUUCAAUUUCCUGACAGUGCCAUAUAUAUAUCUCAAUGUCAGUUGGAAAUGGAUUCCGCGGGGAGUGCAUCCGUUCCGCAUCACCGCAUACGCUGCGUUUACGUGGUAUACCGCGGCGUCAUAUUUUCCGUCUAAUAUCGCACAGACGUGCAACGUGCACCUAUAUGUACAGUUACGUCUCAUUGACGACAGACAAUACGUUCCACCCCGAUCGAUUAUACGCUUUGAUGAACGAUUCUCGAGACGCCAUCGAAACGCGAGUGCACAGGAAGCGUUUCUCCGAACUGACAUUGGCGUUCUCACAAAUCAUAGAUGUUAAUCGCAUUAUAAUCAAGAUAUAUUACACGUGUGUUAUAAACGCACACACCAAACUUCAAUGAUCUUCUAUGAAAUUCAUGUUAUACGUAAAAUAUAAAAUUUUAAUUAAUUUAAUUUUCGAUAAUUUAAUCGAGUUAUCGUUGAAAACACAUCGUUAAUAGAAAAUUACGGAAUAUUAUUUUAUGGUGUGAAACAUAAAAUCAAUGUUUCAUAACAUUAUUUACAUUUUUUCUAUAUAUCACGUGCGGCGCAGUAAUCGAUCGCAUACAUAAUUGCAGAUUGUCAUAUAUUGCAUACACUAUAAUAAUGUGUAUACAUUUCAAUAAAAAAUUCAAAUUUACACAAUAUAUUUAUAUUAAGAUGCUCGAGCUAUUGUUUAGUUUUGAUGACAACAUCGAUGUGUUUAAUUUAUUUCUUCAGCUAAUCAAAUUAUAGAUAUUUCGGGAAAAAAUAAAAAUGCAUUAUUGACAAAGAGAAAGUUGACUAACAAUAAGUGUAAAAAAUUGUCAAUUUUUGCUACCGGAAAGAUAUUUUUAAAAACAUUUCAGAGAAAUAUAUUUAAUAAAUAAUAAAGGAACAUAGAGUUUAAUAUCCGAUACUUUUUUCGCACAAACUUUCAAUUUGCCAUUCGAAAGUCUCGUAUAUGCAAGACAGAUGAUAGAAUUGCCCGAAAACGGGAUCAAAACGGCGCAACGCAUUUAACCAAUGCGGGCUACGUCCAGACAGCGCUGUCGACUACUGCCGUUACGUUUUACGGAUCGAUGAAUUUUUCAUUAAUACACGCUCAUUGGCGGAUUUUACUCAAAAUUUUAUUUCCCCCGGGAUGAAGCUCUUCAUCGGCAGUAAAAGUACGCGUAGGCGCUGAGAAACCGAAACCGAACUGUAAUGACGAGAUCUAUACAUAACGUCAUAAAAGAACGUCAAUGCGCAUUAUGCAAUGUAGAGGGAGAUCCCUCGAAUCGCGGUUUAUCAUAUAUUUCCAGCUAACCGCUUAUCUGUAUCCGUGUAUUACGAGGUCACAAUGAAACACGUAUUAUCAUAAUCAUGAAAGAUUCGUAUUGCGGACUGACGAGCAUAUUACGAGACAUCUUAAGCAUGAACAGCAUUAUCCGCUUAUUUUUCAUGAAACAUAAUAACGAUCACGAUAUCAGAGUUCCGCGAAUGUAUUUUCCAUUUAAGCGGUAGACGAAAUAAAAGUGUUUCAUGGCUUACCUCGUUACGAUUCGUUUCAUGCGAACAAAACUCGAGGCAUUGUUAUCACAUCCUCCCAGAAUAGAAAUUAAAUUCUCGCGGAACAAUCGCUAAAUUUCCUGAGAAAGUUUCGCCCCGUGAUUUCUAAUGAACUUUUCGACAUUUUUCACUUUUUCAUUGCGCCUUAUCAUUAACAAACUAAAAAUGUAUAGUAAUUUUACAUGCUAAAUUAAGUACUUUUAGAAAACAUAAUAUUACAUUUUACUAAGUUAAGACCAAAAAGGAAAAGUAUAAAUGUUUUAAAUUUAAUGCACAAAUUUUUGCCUUUAGAUUAUUGUAAAUUUUAAUGUUAUCGAAGAACAUUUUUCUUAAUGUAUGGAAAAAUGUAUCCGGAUAUUUGAAUUCUAUGCCAAAUAGAUAGUUUUUUCGAUAAGUUGAAAACGGAGCUCAAAUUCAAAGAAGCAUUCGGCACGUGCAUAAUCUAAACCACCUCUCGAAUAGCCAUAUACCGUAACGAGAUCAGCUGCGGAAAGUCGGAUUUCCGGCGACUUCACGCUACGUGAUAAACAGCGUAACCUUUCGCUGAGGUAAUCGCAACGAUUUCCGUCAAAUCGUUUUUUUCGCGCGCUACAGUUAUCCUUGCCAAAAGACCAACGGGCAUGGAAUACCAGACCAAUCUGGUCUCGCAUAAAAAUGCAAAUGAUCACGUCUCUCUUAUCCGUAUAUGGCUAAUAAAUGCGGCAUGUCAUCAUCGGACCUAAUGGUUAAAAAAAAAAGGAAAGAAAAAGUAAAAAUAGCUCUCGCAGAACGAAAUUUAAUGGAAUCUCGCGCGCGCUUAAUGACAUUUUUAUGCGCAACAAAAGGACGAUGUAUCUUUGACAUCACGCCAAAAUUGUCGAGAAAUUCUGCCGUGCAGUGCGACAUGUCGAUAAUUUUAUCGUUUAAUCUCAGAUUGCACUGAGAAAUUCUCUAUUGAUAGCGGGCGCAGAAGCGUUGUCUAACCGGCUGUUUAAUUACGUAGAUAAGUACAGUCGCGGAAAAGGGAUACUUGCGUGUGUACGAUCCUGUGAUCGAACGUGAUGAGCAUUCAGCGUGCUCGAUUUACCGUAACAAUCCCGAAAUUUUCGCCGUGAAUGUAUUAACGCGCGCGAAAUAGUUAUUCAACGAUAAAUGCGGGCGAACAAAAUUAUUUAAUGAUAAUUACCAUAAUUCUUGAUAAUUAGUAUAAUUAUCAGUACAGAUACAUGUCAAAGAUACAUCUCAUUCACCACAUCGACAAUAACACAGUUGUUAUUUUAAUGUAAAUGUGACAUAUUUAUUUAUUAUCUGCAUAUAUAGAAACGUUACUUAACGUAGCUUCUCAUAUAAAAGUUUGUCAUAUAAUAUGCAUCAUAUUAAUAAAUCGUACCAAAGAAAUUUAACGAGGCAGAACUCAGUACCUAUUAGACAUAAUUUCAUCGCUCUAAUUAAGCGUUGACGUCAACCUGGGCAAGUAUCGAGAUAAUACAAAUAAAAUUAGAACAAAAAAGUUACCUCAUGUGACCUCAUAUGCUUUGCCAAAAUCCACAUUAUUCUCACGUGCCGUAUAAUCUAUUUUCAUUUUCUUCUAUAUCACACGAGACAGUUGAAAUUAACCGAAAGAAACUUGAAAUUACUACUAAUUUGCACUUUGAUAAAGUGCAACUGAUUAUGUAGUUCAACAGUUUAAAUUGGAAUAAAGUUAUUAACGUUAAUUAACUAAUGUUAACAACUUUAUCCUAGUUUAAUAGCUGUUUAAUAACCGUUUUAAAUAAUAUAGUUUAAUAACUCAAUUAAAACACAGGUUAACAAUUUGAAUUAAAUGAGCCACUAUCAGAAAAUUGGACGUUGAGAUUUUUUGUAAUAGAAGCCAUUCAUAUUUACGAUAUAGACUAUCCAUCGUGUCUGGUUUAAUCAGACAAGGCAGACAAGUUGGCUCGUGUGAGGCAGUCGUCAGUGCCAAAAGACUAAGCAAUCUCUCUCUUUCUCUCUCUCUCUCUGUCUCUUUCUCCGGAGCCACGCAAUGUGAUCACCGGUUGCUGGAGGGGUGGGGGGGCUCAGACACGGCAGCUGUUUGCUCGUCGUGGAACGGAUCAGGGGGUCGUGCUGGCAUGUGUAACCCGCCAGUAAUGCCGCAUCGCUGGCGUUUGCAGCUCGCGCGAGCAACGCAGCGCGGGACUCUGACAUGUCGUUACGAUUUUUGCCAUUUUUCCAAGGUCGCAGUCGUGCGAGAAAAAGAUAAUUGUCAAGUGAAAUCGUGAAAGUGCCGCGUGUCGGGCCGUGGGACGCUGGAAAAAUCGGCCCCUCCGAGAGCGCUUCAAGCCGGUAGGUUCGGAGCACAGCAACGGGCGUGCUUUAAUACAGCAGCAACGGUUGGAAAAAGUGCGCGCGCACACUGACGCGCUUUCGGAGCAGCCUGUGGACCAGUCCGUCGGUAAAUCUCCAAAAAUCGAUCUCGGCCCUGUACACGACAUCUCGUCACGUGUGUUGAACGUUUACAGUUCGAUCGUGUGUGAUUGGGAAUGAAUUGGAUCGCCACUUUGUUCUCCUAAGUAAAUGGCCGGCGACAAUAUUCAAACGGCAAACUGCGAACAGACGGUGAAUGAUGAUAUUCGAGUGAUAUUAUAUAGUGAAAGAAUUUCCAAAAUGAUAAAUCCGUAACGAGAGUUCAUCAGUGAUCAAGAAUUUCCAAAUGACGAGUCGAUAACGAAGACUACGUAGUGAUUACAAAUUUUUAUUAGUGAUUAAUAGCGAUUUUUUUUUAUUACGUGAAGCAUAUCGUUUAUCGAUAUAUGUACAUAUAUAAAAUAUCCAAGUUAUGGAUAUUUAUACGGAAGCAAUGAAUCGUCAUAGCGAGGUCUACGACAAUUGGACGAAAAUCGUGAGGACUCUAACGAAUGCAUCCAAGUGGCGUCCAAGAGACGACGCUAUCCUCGCCUACUCGCGUGGAAAUAUCACUCUCGACGUCGCGCUUAGAAACGGGUCCAGCCACAUGGAAUUCGCUCUGUGAUAGUCAGCUUUAUUUCCUGCCAAAGAAUUGCUUUAUGGAUGAAAAAUCGCACAUUUUUAAGCUUUAUCCUACCAAAGAGAAGCAGUAACGUGCCUUAUUGUCCGCAGUAAUAAUACAUGUUACCAGUAAUUUAUAAAACGAGCAAUAUGCGAAAAGCGAUCUCAUCGCAUUGAGAACAUUCAGGCGUAUCGCAACUCUCAAAAGGAUCGCAUAUCUCGAUAGGACAUGUUAUAUUAAGCGAAAUAUAUUGAGCGAUCCUCAGAUGAAAUUUCGCAAAUCCGUCUCAUCUAGCCCGAAGAUGGAACUACUCUCAAGACGUUCCUCUGACGGCAGGAUGUCGACCUUGAAGAGAUCGAGAUCCUUCCGAGCGUCUGUGAAACUGAUGUCAAAGAUACGCGAUCGUGCCAAUCUGCGAUUGACCGCUGGCUUCGAUCUCUCGUCCGUCUCGAAAGAUCUCAUCGUCAAGAAAGGCUGCAACCUCCCUGUUGUUGAAGAACCUCAGAACGGUGAAAGAUCCUCGAACCUACGAAAAGAUUUCGAGGAGGUUGCGAAUUCUUGCGUCAAGAACAAAAUCAGUGACGAGGCAGCAUCCCCGAGUCCUCGGAAGAUCUCGGUGUCAAAUCUCGAUGCCGACCCGCGAGAAAUUACAAAAGAUCUGAAGAGUAAGCUCUCUCUGACCGACAGACUAAUGGGCAAGGGCCGCAAGGACGUAGUGGAGAGACCCUCGACGAAAGACGAAGGUGUGAAAUCACCGAAGGUCAGUCACAUUUUUCGCAGGAGACGCAGCACGGAGAGUUCGCAGGAAAAUACUCGAAAGAAGGAUUGUAGCGACAAGCAUGCGUCCUGCGAGACAGACACGGGUCGAUCGAAUAAACAUGUAUCUUAUGAGAACCCUACAUUUGUGUUAGACAAUUCCUUGGACUCCUCCGUCUCGAGCUUCCUCUUUGAAGUCGAAGAGAAAGAGGAGGAGGAGGAGGAGGAGGAGGAGGAGGAGGAGGAAGAGGAGGAGAAGACGAAACAACGACAGGAACAAGAUGGCGAAAAUGAGCGCGCUGUGUCAACUAAGCGCGAUGUCUUGACUGUCGUCGUGGAUUCUCACAAAGCCACAACUAACCGGCUCCUAUAUCGUAAAACAAACUACGAGCCAGGUAAGAGCGAGGACGAAGAAUACCUCGAGAAGGAAGAGUCGCAAAACGCAUUUCGUCCCCGAUGCGAGACUGAUCCUUUAAGACGUCCUUGCGAAGUGAGGAAAAACGAGGAUUCGCAAGCGAACAUGAUAAACGGAAAUCGAAGAACGACUGAAUCUUUCGGCGAAUUUGAUCGACCAAGAAUUAAAUUUUAUUGCAAGAUGCACGAGACCGAAAGAAAAAAUGCAACAAUCUGCCUGCAGAAUCAGAAAAUGUACGACAACAUCAAGACGUGUCCUUCAAAAUCUUGUAAAAUCAGAACAGUCGAUAAUAUUGCCAACUUUUGGUCAAGUAAACGUGGUAACAGUUUUCGAAAUAAAAUGGCAACCAGUAGGAAAAAAGAUGCGAAGGACACGAGGGAUUACGAGCGGCUUGGUCAGGAGCGAAUUUUCAUGUCAACAUCAUCGGGAUUAAAGUUCCACUCGUUGCAAGGGAUGGAGUUCCUGGAAGGUUUCGGCAAGAAGAAACAACAAUCCAACCAGCAACUAAAUAAUUUAUCAUCGAUACAUAUCAAUCCUCUCUCGGCCCAAUCCCUCAACAUACACCUGCAUGCUUUAUUUGCGGCUGUGGAACAUGGUCACUUGGAUAAAGCGAGGACUAUUUUGGAGUCUACUGAUGUGGACAUAAAUAGCGUUAACAGCGACGGCUUGUCACCGCUGGACGUUGCUGUGCUUAGCAACAACAGGCCGUUGGCAAAAAUGCUGGUUGCGUUCGGCGCGCAGGAAGGGAAUCAAUUCAAGUCUCCGGAAUCUCUGGGUAGCCAUUUGGCGUCAUUGCUUUCGGAAGCGGAACACAGAGUUCAAGAGCUCGGUGGCAGUACUUCCGGUAGCGGAGGAACAACCCUAUUGGAACCACCCAGCAGUCAUAGGGCCAGUUUUUCCACGCAACAUAACAACCUCACGGGAUGUGGUGGUAACACGGAGGAUAAGCAACUUGCCCUGUGGGAAAGGAGAGCCAGAGCUCUCAGAAAAAUGUUACUGGGUUUCGACCAAGCGCGCCCACCCGACAUACCUUUCUUAGUCGCGAUCGAUGUCACGGGAACAACAUCGGUAACAGUCAGAUUUCAAGAGCCAGAUUCGCACGACUCUCCGAUCUGCACUAAAUUCAAAGUCCAAUGGAGUCUGCACGAUGAUUUUUCAGUUAUUUGCGAUGAGAGGGAAGUCCUAGACAUGAAGCAGAGAGAAUGUCGGAUCGAAGGUCUAACUCAAGGUCAGAAAUAUCAUUUUCGCGCCGCCGCCGGAAAUUUGAAAGGCUACAGCAGAUUCAGAAACUCAACACCCGCACAUGUUACACCUAGCAGUUGGAGGGAUAUAGACGGCAGGGUGCCCAGAUUUGCGGGACGACUGGAACAGCUCAACACUCUGUUCACCGACAUAAGGCGACCGGAAUAUACGCAAGAAACGCCGGCGGUGCAGAGGCGAAAUCACAAAAAGAAAACAACGAUAAAACAGCUCUUCACGGCGACGAGUAAAUUCCAGAAAAAUCUCAGGCGAGGAGUGUUUCUAGCGUGCCUACUCUAUCACGAGGACAAGGUUCUUGUUACAAACGAGGACUUCUUACCAGUGAUCGAGAUCGAUGAGACGUAUCCCAGUUGUAUCUACAACGAUUUUCAUUGGCUCAUGAAAGUCGCCUGUACCUGGGACGACGUUAAAUCCCUUCGGCAGGAUAUGGAAAAGAGUCAUAGCAGCUCAACGAACCAUUUUAGGAUAAAGUUACUUCAAGCUGCUGCUCAAAUGCAGGCUGCAUUGUGCAUACAAGACCUUGGACAGUUAUAUCAUAAACCUAUCAGAGACAUUCAAGGGACCUUAGUAUUCUCUACUGUAAAUUAUAUAAAGUCGCCGAAAUUGGUUUCUGUAUUAAACAGCAGGUGGUUGCCGCUCAGUAAAGUCAUAAAAAAGGUCAUAACGCACGAAGAUAGCAACGUCGCUGAUAUAUUGAUGACUAGUAUACAAGAACAAAUGACAUAUCACCAAGUCAGCAGUAUCAAACUAUCCAAGGGUUUAUAUCUCGGUUAUUUGAAAAUGCAAAGUAGCGUGGAUCUCAUACAAGUCGUUGUUCCCACGAAAUCUCCAAACGUAUUGCCACAUUGUAAAAUUCGCGACAAUCCGCACGUGUCAGCGGAGGAAUGGGACUAUCUAAAGAGAAUAACGCGCAUUUGUACGUCCGAGGCUUCCGUGGAGGAAUCCGAAGAGAAGGAGAAUGUGACGAAUGAGGCGCAAGGCACGGAACAACAGAAGCUAUUUGUCGAUCUGGUCGCCGCGACGGCACGACGACUGUUCAAUUACAUGGAAAUCACUCCCGAGGAUUCACUUGUCCAGCGGUUAUACGACGCUGAGGUGAUCGAUCUGACUCAUGACGUGUCGUUUCUUAUUACUGUGCCACCCGCCGAAACCGCCUGCUGCGUGCCUGGCACGCGAGAAAUCUUACUACAGCGCGGUGAUCUCCUGUCAUUGCCGAUUCAAGUCUUCGAGAUGGUUCAUUUGAAUACGUAUCAGAAAGACGUGAUCAAUCGUUACUCGAGACUCAGCUGUAUAUUGGAACUGGACACCGCACAGGCCCAGCAUAAUCAUAGAGAAGCCUUUAGUUCCUUGGAGCUGAGCGUCGCCAAGGACAAACUGGCAAGAUUGCAAGACCUUCAGUCGCAAGUGAACACUGUGUGGAAAGGCGCCCGAUGGUUGAUCGACGUUAUAACUUUCGCGAGAGAUCGCGGUUCAUCCCAACAAAACAUUGCAUCGCAAACCAUUGGCAUAUCUAUGAAGCAUCUGCUAAGUCUGGACAGAAAUAAAAACAGCAACAGUAACAGCUUGAAACGAAGUUUAUUACAAUUACCACCUAGAGAUCCUAAACUCGUGAAAUCGAGUCCCGGGCGUGGUAGCUGGCCCGGUCCUAAUCUAUCGAAAUCGUCCUCGAAUCUUCUUACGACAGAAUUCAGCAAAAGCGAGCAACAACUGCCCAGUGGUCAAUACGUGCGCAAAGGAAGCAACACCUCGAACGUGUCGACAACUUCGGAGCCGCCGAAAUCGUGCGCACCGAUAAGCAGCGGUAGCAAUUUGAGCAAUCUGACGACUACCAGCAGUGCGAAUCAUCUGAUACCGUUACAGAAUGUGAGAUUGCCACCCUCCAAAUCCGAAGAUACCUUGAUUCUCGCCAAGUACAAACACAGUCCGCGAAAUCGUUCCUCUACGAUAACGUCGGCAUCGGCUACCACUAGUCCAUUACUGAGUAUUAAGCCCAUGAAUUAUAGCGGUUCAUUAUUGAGUGUCUCUACGGCGAUGACAAACACCACGAGUCUGCUUAGUGUGAGCAACACAAAUUCCGACAGUCUGCACUCGCUGAGCAGCGACGAAUAUUCCGCAACAAAUUCAAACGCCUGUUUGAAACCUGGUCAACCAGUCAAAGUUAAAACGUCUAAACCGACUGCGAGCGUCGCGGCGAUGGCUGCCGUUCCGACGGAUAACUUAGAUGAGGAGAAGGAAGAAGCGACAAUGAUGCCGGCACCUCUGCCAGGCAUUCUUCAGGUUUACGCGGCUUACGAGACUGGUUUGGCAGCUGGUACCAGUUUAAAGCUGCACGUAACACCGAGGACUACGGCACGGGAAGUCGUGGAUCUUGUUGUUAAGCAAUUAAAUAUGGCAGUGGUUUUAAAAGGACAAAAAGGGCCCACUUAUACGGCUGAAGAGCUACCAAACUUUUGUCUAGUUGCCGUAAUUGGUGCGCGGGAACGAUGCUUAAGGGACGAUUUUAAGCCGCUUCAGCUGCAGAAUCCAUGGAAAAAGGGACGGCUAUACGUUAGGCAAAAACAGGAUGUUCUUGCUGCUCUUGAGCAUAGUAGUAAACACACCGCGUACUUAUAGCAGAAGUAAAGCGGUAUUCCUAAGCGAAUAACGAUCUACUUACCGACUUAGCGAAUAAUGUAAAUUCAAUUUCAGUACGUCCUACGUCAGUAUGUGUAAACGUAACGUUCCCUAAUAACGAUAUUUCGCAUAAAGCAUCCUAGUCGUCAACGGCACAUCUUCAACGGCACUAUCAACAAACGAAAUGUUUUAGUGAACGGCGACUAAAAAAAAAAAGAAAAAAAAAUAGUUCGUAUAACGCUUCAUGAAUUCGAUAGCUAUUUCCUUGAAUUUUUCUUCCAAUUUAUGAUAUUCUAGAAUGAAUGUGACUUGAGAUCCGAUACAUAUUUUGUGAAAAAUAAAUAUUGUAUAUUCAAAAUUAUUUUACUAAAAAAGAAAAAAAAGCUUGGUCUCUUAAAGCAAUGCACUAACGGAUUCUGGGGGGGGGGGGGUUAAAACCCCUCUUCCACACAAAUUUAAGAAAUCAGUUUUACUGGAUUACUGGAUCGUUUAAAAAAUUUAAGUAAAAUGAUGCAGGCCGAUUAACGUGGGCGUCUGUGGAUCAAAUUCUUAUGUAUAAGAUUCACUAUGUUCAAAUUGUCCGAUGUUCGAUAUACGAUAUUCACCAAAAAA
This is a messenger RNA of Monomorium pharaonis (pharaoh ant), 11959 nucleotides long. RefSeq lists its product as uncharacterized. The transcript has 12 exons. Lineage: Eukaryota; Metazoa; Arthropoda; Insecta; Hymenoptera; Formicidae. The record is from RefSeq and is a predicted model, not a curated record. Gene Ontology annotation, molecular function: protein binding. Bases 6569 to 11347 code for a protein of 1592 amino acids. Gene Ontology annotation, biological process: establishment of mitotic spindle orientation; regulation of establishment of bipolar cell polarity; signal transduction. Gene Ontology annotation, cellular component: spindle.